Molecule: messenger RNA, 3874 nt
Organism: Pezoporus flaviventris
Lineage: Eukaryota; Metazoa; Chordata; Aves; Psittaciformes; Psittacidae
Gene: ILDR2
Product: immunoglobulin like domain containing receptor 2
Exons: 10
Coding region: 469-2337 (622 amino acids)
Biological process (GO): pancreas development
Cellular component (GO): membrane
Source: RefSeq, a predicted model, not a curated record
UUCUCCCUCCAUUAAAAGUAGUUAAUGAUUACCGGCAGCUACCGCUGUUUGAAGCAUGCAGAGAGAGGUAUCGCUGCAGUAGGAAAACCUUCCAAUUUCCUCUAGUCCUGGACUUGGAGACAGAUUUGCCUGCUGCUGGUGCUGUCAGCCGCAGGCAGGCAAAGGCUUCUGGCAGGCAACAGGUUAGCUGCAGCCGUGUGCUGAGAGAGGGAGGCAGCCAAUAUCCGCUCGCUGCCCUCCAGCCUCUUGCCGCUGCCGCCCAGCGAUGGAGCCCGCGCUGCCGUCGUCUUCCAUGACUGGGGGAAGGCAAACAAGUAAAGGUGUGUGUGUGAGUGUGAGCGUCUAUGUGUGUGUACAGAAAAGGGAGAGAGGCUAGCAAACAUGGAUUCAAGGUUCUCCUCUCCACAGUGGCUGUGCGAAGGAAUGAAAGGUCUGCAGUAAGCUGAAGUGGAAGGCUUGCAGGUUACCAUGCCUGAGAAGAAGAAGGUGGCCAUGUUGUUUCAGCCUGCUCUGCUUCGCUGCCAUUUCUCCACUUCUUCUACCCAACCAGCUGUCGUGCAGUGGAGGUUUAAAUCGUACUGCCAGGACCGAGUGGGAGAAGCUUUGGGGAUGGCGACUUCUGGUUUACAAACGAUGAGCAAGAGGAACCUGGACUGGGAUCCCUAUUUGGACUGUGUGGACAGCAGGAGGACAGUCCGAGUUGUGGCUUCCAAACAAGGAUCUGCUGUGACUAUAGGGGACUUCUAUAAGGAAAGAGACAUCAGCAUUGUCCACGAUGCAGACCUUCAAAUUGGAAAGUUGAUGUGGGGAGACAGUGGGCUCUAUUACUGCCUUAUUAUCACACCGGAUGAUGUGGAGGGCAAGAAUGAAGAAUCGGUGGAACUGCUUGUGCUUGGCAGGACAGGGCUGCUUGCUGAUCUCUUGCCCAGUUUUGCUGUGGAGAUUAUGCCAGAGUGGGUCUUUGUGGGCCUGGUGAUCCUGGGGGCAUUCCUGUUCUUCCUCCUGGUGGGAAUCUGCUGGUGCCAGUGCUGCCCACACAGCUGCUGCUGUUAUGUCCGCUGCCCCUGCUGUCCCGAGUCCUGCUGCUGUCCCCGGGCCUUGUAUGUAGCAGGCAAAGCAGCAAAAGCUGGGUACCCUCCUCCAGUCUCUUCCAUGCCAGGUGCAUACUACAUCCCCAGUGUUCCUGUGACUGGUGUCCCGUCUCCUGCUGUGCUGAUGGAUAAGUCACACCCUCCUCCCUUAGCCCCAGGUGACGCCAGUGGAGGAAGCCAAAAUGCAGUGUGCAAAGGGUACAGGAUCCAGGCUGACAAGGAAAGGGACUCCAUGAAGGUGCUUUACUAUGUGGAGAAAGAACUGGCUCAGUUUGACCCAGCUAGGAGAACAAUGCGGGAACGAUAUAACAACACCAUCUCUGAACUCAGCUCUUUGCAUGAAGAGGACCUGAACUUCCGUCAGCCCUACCAUCAGUCACGAAGGAAACCUCUGCCUCCUGCCGGGGACCUGGAUGGCGAUGCUGAAUACUGGGCUGGAGUGAUGGGUGGGGGCAGCACGUCCAGAUCACAGGCUGUCUCUGAUUACAGAGAUGAGCGGGACACUUUCUGGCACAGCCAGCAGAGAUCCAAGUCUGAGAUGUUGUCCCGUAAGAGUUUCUCUGUGGGAGUGCCGGCUGUCUCCAUGGACGAGCUGGCAGCCUUUGCAGAGUCCUACAGCCAGAGGAUGCGGCGAGCAGACAGCCAGGAAACACGGCGCUUCGAGCGCUCGGAGUCGCAUGGCGGCCGCAGCGGAGGGAUGCCCCACCAGGAUGGCUCCGUUGAAGAGUACUACACCAAGCGCAACAGAGGGAACCGGGAGCUGCUGACAGACUCAGAUCAGGGCUGGUCAUACAGCCCACCCCGGAGACGGGCCCAUGAGGAGAAGCACCUGCCCAGGCUGGUGAGCCGGACGCCUGGAGGGAGCCAGAAAUAUGAUCACUCCUACCUCAGCAGUGUGUUGGAGAGGAAAUCUCGGAGCUACGAUGAGAGCGGUGACCAUAGUGAAACUCCCUCGAAGCUGAGCUCGCAGCCCAGCCAGAGAGGAGGGGGAACAUACUAUGCCUGGUCGCCACCCUCUACCUACAAAGCUGAGAAAUCGCAGCAGCAGCCACAGCAGCCACCAUCAUCGCCUGAGCAGGAGGAUGAGGAGGACACCCUGCCCCCAUACAGUGAGAGGGAGCUGAGCCGAGGCCCUUCGUAUAGGGCCAGGGAGCAGGCCUACCUCAAUGCCUCUGACAAGAAGAGGAAGAAGGACCCCAAGAAAACAGUGAGGCCGUGUCUGGUGCUCAUGAUCCAAAUAGGCUGAGCAGGGAGCCACCAGAACGAUUUCCCAACAAGGAUGUCCCUUGUGGUUUGAAGUUGUUGUGGACAUGUCGUGUUGAUGGGCUGGAUACUAUGAGGUGACUGCAAUGGAAAAGAGAGAGAGCAGCAAGCAAGACAAGCCUCCCGUGAACCUGUGCAGUCAUUGGCCAUGGACUCUGUUUCUAUUGUUUGUCUCAUCAGGGGAGUAGAGCCUUUCACAAGAGACAGACUCCGAUGAACAGUACUCGGUCUCAGAGGCUCUGUGAGUCUGCCAGGGAUAUGAGGCCAGGGCUGUCUUUGGCACCGUGUUUUCCAGUGCGCUCCAUUUUGUGCUGGAAGGCAGCCACAUCCCCACUGUCCCUGCAGCCCUGAACUACAAGUGAGGCUGCCUGUGUGCCUCUUGCCCUGUCCUGUGUGCAGAGAGAAGCCUUUGCGCUUAGCUCUUGCUCUCUCUGUCUCCUCAGUUCUCUGUUUGGAUCAAAGUUGUCUCCAUAUUUGCAGUUGGAGCCUUUUCUGUAUCAUCCCUAUGCCGGGAGGAAGCUUUGUUCUUACAGCUGCAGGCCGCCUCCAGCUUGUCUAUAUCGUGAAAGAAAAUGUACAUCCUUCCAGACACCAUAGAAAAGGACUGGUGAGAUGUUACUUUGGCAAGGGCUGAACAGAUAGAGAGACAAUUAUGGGCUGGUUAGUUCAAUAUAUUUAGUUCUGUUCAUUGUGUGAUGAAAGUUACAGGUGAGAUUGAUGUAUUAUUUUGAAAGUGGAUCAAAGUAGCUUUUAUUGUGAGAGCAUGAUGUGUUUUCCCCCCCACCCCCAACUUUGUUUUGUUUUGAUACUGUUACAUUUCUUUGCAGUCAAGCUAUGACCUGUAAAGCUUCAAGCUAGAGUAUCUACUCCACCAUACCAUAAGUAGUGCUCCAGCCUUGCUGGCAUUCUGCUUCCAGCACCACCAGACAUCUCUGCAUAGCAAGCUUUUGUUUUAAAGGGCCUUUUUGUUUUAGAGAAGCUAAAAGGAGAAAGUCUCAGAGGGCAGCUGUCUCCAUUCUGUCCUACCAGUAUUACUCUUUUCUGGUCAUUGUUCCCAGACACUGAAAAGAGUAGUAACACCAAUGAAAAAAGAACUAACACUGUGGAUGAACACAAGCUUUAAAAGUCACCUUUUUCACUUACAGCCAUUUCAUUUACCUCAGUUGUGACUGAGAUGUUAGUGGCUGUUGUCUCAGGAACAGCUUAAUUUCAAAGUGAAGUACUUCAAACUGGAAGCCUGAAGUUCUGAUUUACAUUCUGUAUACUGCAGCCAUUUCAUUAAUUUUUAGCUGCUGACACCGUAACGUGAAGGAAGAUGAUGGGAAUAUUUUAAGGUCCAGUAUCUUGAUCCCUAUUAUAGCUAGAAACAACUUAGUGCCCUACUGUGUUACAGACAUUGUCAGCCUACGAAAUGCCAUUUCUGUUCUUACUGUGGAAAUCUGGCGAGCUGUCUGGCCUCAGGUGCUCAUUCUGGCAACACUGGUUUGAACACAAGAUUUACUAACAUCACCGCAAUUCUC